AAGGAAGCGACCGAGAAUCUGAAAGACCGACAAGCUUGCUGUGAUUUGGCCUUCAAGAAGCUCCGCGACCAUCGGGACUACUAUCACCGAAGCCUCGCACCUUACUUCAAGAAACGCGAAGAUCGCCCUCGCAAAGAGGUACAGCAGGACUUUGACAAUCUCCAUCUAUCAGCAGGCCAGAAAAUCACGGCGGAGAUUAAAGCGGCCCAGGAGGCUCUACGUCUGGCGAAACAGAACGCAAAAGCACUGGGAGUAUGGAUCUCUGCCAACCAAACGUCGCAAUUUGGUGAUCAUCCUGAUGAUGGUUACCGAGACAUAGAUGACAGAGCAUGGAUUUCUGACGUUGGUCGGGAGAUCAUCGAGAACUGGAUGGAU
Mytilinidion resinicola is the source of this 375-nucleotide messenger RNA. RefSeq lists its product as uncharacterized. The transcript has a single exon. The record is from RefSeq and is a predicted model, not a curated record. The annotation marks the transcript as partial. Lineage: Eukaryota; Fungi; Ascomycota; Dothideomycetes; Mytilinidiales; Mytilinidiaceae.